AUGCCAGAGAUAUUCUCACCGGUUGGAUCAGGCCAGAACGAUCCGUUCGCCGUUUAUCCUUUUACCAGCUCAAAUGACGACUGCAAGCUUUUUCAAUUUUUUCACAACGUCGUUGCCGAGGUCAUAUAUGGCUAUGGGCCAGCAGCACCACUGUGCUACCUACGAUCGGUAACACAUCACUUCGUCCACGACGAUGCCAUUGUACAGCUGAUUCUAGCUUUCUCCAGUUUCGCUUGGUCGAGUCUAUCCAUGGAGAGAAAGCGGUACGAACGAACAGGCGUCAUUCAUAAGGCCAAGGGGAUCCAGGCUCUGAAUCGACGACUCGGGGAGCCUCACCAUCUCAUCUCAGAUAGCGAUAUUCAAGCAGCAAUCAUAAUGUCAGCAAUCGAGGGCCGCGCGGGAAACUUGAAAGCUUUCAAAAUUCACGCCUCAGGAGCACGCUCCAUGAUCAAACUCCGUGGAGGCUUGGACAAACUGGACCCCCUGCUGGUAUGGCAGAUCUGCUCGAGUGAAUCCCGUAUUUUUGAAGUAGUCGGGGUUGAGAUGUUUCCUUGCACCGACCGCCACUUUGGCCGCUUUCUCUUACGAUGUCGACCAGACGUUGCUGUCUGCCAUGCCGCAUUCAGGAGGAAGUCUGCGGCUUCGAAGCCGCCACUGGAGGAGAUUGAGAAUUUCGUUGAACCCCUCGACCUCCCACCAGACCUCUUCCUCUCAGCCUGCGUCACCGAGUUCGUGAUGGUUACAGCCCAGUUCCAGGAGCUUAGUGAAGAGAGACUCGGGUAUCGGAGAAAUCCGAGUCCAGGUGGUUGGCGAGGCUUGUCGUUCGCACCUACACAAUGGGCGUCAAUAUCAGAUAUUUUUUGCUCCACACUCCACCCGAUCCUAAGCCCGAGUCGUCAGAUACUAGAAUCCGUCACGAUCAGCCAGAACUCGACAGCGUCCGAAUUGUACACCCACGAUACCACCAGAUUGAUCUGUCUACUCCAUAUUCACACUAUGCUGUGGAGAUACAGAGACAACCCGACGCAGGCGGAAAUAUAUAUGCUACGGAUUGAACUUGAGAUCAAGCGGAACGGAUUAGGUGCAACCAAAAGCCUAGACGCUCUGCACUGGGUUCUUGUUUGGAUAUGUUUGAAUAGCGAUGGAUUGCAUCCAGACCAAGACGAACUGGGGUGGAAGGAGCUCACGAGAAUGAUUGCCCGCCUCAUGCGCGUUGCGCGAUGCUUGAGUCGGCGCAGCUGGAAGAUUCUGGAAUAUGCCUUGUUUGAAAGCCUUGGGGCAAGGCGGCGGCUCUACCUGGAAGACCUUGAUGCCACACAGGAACCUAGCAAGCAUCCUGAAGAGGAGAUCGAGUGGUUGGAACCCGAGGUUGUAUGGGAGGAAUCCAUGGCUGAGCCGCCUUCUUGGGAAGGGUAG
Exophiala spinifera is the source of this 1416-nucleotide messenger RNA. RefSeq lists its product as uncharacterized. NCBI's taxonomy places the organism in Eukaryota, Fungi, Ascomycota, Eurotiomycetes, Chaetothyriales, Herpotrichiellaceae. The record is from RefSeq and is a predicted model, not a curated record. The transcript has 4 exons. Bases 1 to 1416 code for a protein of 471 amino acids.